Heterostelium album PN500 is the source of this 348-nucleotide messenger RNA. RefSeq lists its product as uncharacterized. The transcript is spliced from 5 exons. The record is from RefSeq and is a predicted model, not a curated record. The coding region runs from base 1 to 348 and encodes 115 amino acids. NCBI's taxonomy places the organism in Eukaryota, Evosea, Eumycetozoa, Acytosteliales, Acytosteliaceae.
AUGAAUGCUUCAAUUAUCUAUGUGAUAACAUUGUCAAAUCAAAUUACAAAAAAUGACAACAACUAUUUUGUGGGUUUCUACUUUCCAGCUUCACCAAUUCAAGAUUACCUCCUCUCCUUUUUAAUAAAAAAAAUAUCUAACAAAAUACACAAAAAACUCUCAUAUGAUACUGAUACUGAUAAGGUCUCUCAAAGUGUCUCUGUUGUUCUCGUUCUCAAUGUUUCAUCUUUGUUGAAUGUACUGUUCUUUGUACUAUUGAAGUUCAAUUUCAUUCUCAAAUAUUUCCCACUCAUGGGAAAUUUAAAGUUCCCAGUUCCAGAAUCAGUGUCGUCAUUAUGUCGAUACUAA